GAGAGCACUUGAACUAAGCCUUGAAGGACAGGGAAGUGACAAAGCACCCAGAGACUGGAGCUGGCAUGUUCGGGGCCAGGAGCAGCCAGAGUGGCUGUGCCGGGCUGGUCCUGUGGGACUGGGGAAGGGGGGUCCCAGAGGUCUGAUGCGCUCUUGUCUCCUGUUCUACAGUGAAUUUGCUGGACACCUCGACCAUCCACGGGGACUGGGGCUGGCUCACGUACCCAGCUCAUGGGUGGGACUCCAUCAACGAGGUGGACGAGUCCUUCAGGCCCAUCCACACAUACCAGGUGUGCAACGUCAUGAGCCCCAACCAGAACAACUGGCUGCGCACCAGCUGGGUGCCCCGCGAUGGCGCCCGGCGCAUCUACGCAGAGAUCAAGUUCACCCUGCGGGACUGCAACAGCAUGCCUGGCGUGCUGGGCACCUGCAAGGAGACCUUCAACCUCUACUACCUGGAGUCGGACCGCGACCUGGGUGCCAGCACACAGGAGAGCCAAUUCCUCAAAAUCGACACCAUUGCAGCCGAUGAGAGCUUCACGGGCGCCGACCUGGGCGUGCGGCGCCUCAAGCUCAACACGGAGGUGCGCGGAGUGGGCCCCCUCAGCAAGCGCGGCUUCUACCUGGCCUUCCGCAUUGGCGCCUGCCUCGCCAUCCUGUCUCUCCGCAUCUACUACAAGAAGUGCCCCACCAUGGUGCGCAACCUGGCCGCCUUCUCGGAGGCAGUGACAGGGGCCGACUCGUCCUCGCUGGUGGAGGUGCGGGGCCAGUGCGUGCGGCACUCUGAGGAGCGGGACACGCCCAAGAUGUACUGCAGCGCCGAGGGCGAGUGGCUGGUGCCCAUUGGCAAGUGCGUGUGCAGCGCCGGCUACGAGGAGCGGCGGGAUGCCUGCGUGGCCUGUGAGCUGGGCUUCUACAAGUCGGCUCCCGGGGACCAGCUCUGCGCCCGCUGCCCUCUGCACAGCCACUCUGCAGCCCCUGCUGCCCAGACCUGCCGUUGUGACCUCAGCUACUACCGCGCAGCCCUGGACCCACCGUCUGCAGCCUGCACCCGGCCACCCUCGGCACCGGUGAAUCUGAUCUCCAGUGUGAAUGGGACAUCUGUGACCCUGGAGUGGGCCCCUCCACUGGACCGCGGUGGCCGCAGUGACAUCACCUACAAUGCUGUGUGCCGCCGCUGCCCCUGGGCCUUGGGUCACUGCGAGACAUGCGGGAGCAGCACCCGCUUCGUGCCCCAGCAGACCAGCCUGGUGCAGGCCAGCCUGCUGGUAGCCAACCUGUUGGCCCACAUGAACUAUUCCUUCUGGAUAGAAGCCGUCAAUGGCGUGUCUGACCUGAGUCCCGAGCCCCGCCGGGCCGCCGUGGUCAACAUCACCACGAACCAGGCAGCCCCAUCCCAGGUGGUGGUGAUCCGCCAGGAGCGGGCAGGGCAGACCAGUGUCUCGCUGCUGUGGCAGGAGCCGGAGCAGCCCAACGGCAUCAUCCUGGAGUACGAGGUCAAGUACUACGAGAAGGACAAGGAGAUGCAGAGCUACUCCACCCUCAAGGCUGUCACCACCAGGGCCACUGUCUCAGGCCUCAAACCGGGCACCCGCUACGUGUUCCAGGUCCGAGCCCGCACCUCGGCAGGCUGCGGCCGCUUCAGCCAGGCCAUGGAGGUGGAGACCGGGAAACCCCGGCCCCGCUACGACACCCGGACCAUUGUCUGGAUCUGCCUGACACUCAUCACUGGCCUGGUGGUGCUUCUGCUCCUGCUCAUCUGCAAGAAGAGGCACUGCGGCUACAGCAAGGCCUUCCAGCACUCGGACGAGGAGAAGAUGCACUAUCAGAACGGCCAGGCACCUCCACCCGUCUUCCUGCCCCUGCACCAUCCUCCAGGGAAGAUCCCAGAGCCCCAGUUCUACGCAGAACCCCACACCUAUGAGGAGCCAGGCCGGGCGGGCCGCAGUUUCACCCGAGAGAUCGAUGCCUCCAGGAUCCACAUCGAGAAAAUCAUCGGCUCUGGAGAGUCUGGGGAAGUCUGCUACGGGCGGCUGCGGGUACCAGGGCAGCAGGACAUGCCCGUGGCCAUCAAGGCCCUCAAAGCCGGCUACACGGAGAGGCAGCGGCAGGACUUCCUGAGUGAGGCGUCCAUCAUGGGUCAGUUUGACCACCCCAACAUCAUCCGCCUUGAAGGUGUCGUCACCCGUGGCCGCCUGGCAAUGAUCGUGACCGAGUACAUGGAGAACGGCUCUCUGGACGCCUUCCUGAGGACUCACGAUGGGCAGUUCACCAUCAUGCAGCUGGUGGGCAUGCUCAGAGGAGUGGGCGCCGGCAUGCGCUACCUCUCAGACCUGGGCUACGUCCACCGCGACCUGGCCGCCCGCAACGUCCUGGUUGACGGCAACCUGGUCUGCAAGGUGUCUGACUUCGGGCUCUCACGGGUGCUGGAGGACGACCCCGACGCCGCCUACACCACCACGGGAGGGAAGAUUCCCAUCCGCUGGACCGCCCCCGAAGCCAUCGCCUUCCGGACCUUCUCCUCCGCCAGCGACGUGUGGAGUUUCGGAGUGGUCAUGUGGGAGGUGCUGGCCUACGGGGAGAGGCCCUACUGGAACAUGACCAACCGGGACGUCAUCAGCUCUGUGGAGGAGGGGUACCGCCUGCCUGCGCCCAUGGGCUGCCCCCACGCCCUGCACCAGCUCAUGCUUGACUGCUGGCACAAGGACCGGGCCCAGCGGCCUCGCUUCUCCCAGAUUGUCAGCGUCCUGGAUGCGCUGAUCCGUAGCCCUGAGAGUCUCAGGGCCACAGCCACUGUUAACAGGUGCCCACCCCCUGCCUUUGCCCGGAGCUGCUUUGACCUCCGUGGGGGCGGGGGUGGCAGCGGGGGCCUCACCGUGGGGGACUGGCUGGACUCCAUCCGCAUGGGCCGCUACCGGGACCACUUCGCUGCCGGGGGGUACUCCUCGCUGGGCAUGGUGCUACGUAUGAACGCUCAGGACGUGCGUGCCCUGGGCAUCACCCUCAUGGGCCACCAGAAGAAAAUCCUGGGCAGCAUCCAGACCAUGAGGGCCCAGCUGACCAGCACCCAGGGACCCCGCCGGCAUCUCUGACCGAACCCAGCCAGCCCGGGUCAUGCCCGCCAUCAUGGACUUGCAGGGUGGCCACUCCAGGCCUUUGUCCCUCCUCCUUGGCUGCCUUCCUCUCGGGUACCAGGGAGGCCGAGGACUCCGCUGCCAGACCUGGAGUUAUCCCGGGUCGGGCCACCUGGGCAGAGACGUUUUGGUGCCCAGCACGGCAGGGACCCCUGCCCCCAGGACAGAGGGCCUUCUCUUUCCCAGAGGCUGGGGCCUCAAUGCCACUGGGCCCAACAGAGAUGUCGCUCACCUGCCUCCAUGUGCGUGUGUGUGCACGUGUGUGUGUGUGCAUGUGUGCACUCACAUGCUCUAGGGGUGUGUUCUCACGAGGUCACGGGAGCCCUUGUGAGCAGGUGUGAUCAUGUGUGUGUGUGCUCGCCUGUCAGGUCCCAGCAUGGAUGUGUGCAGGUUAUGGUGCACAUGCUUAUUUGUUAAGGCUGGGGGCGCAUGGGUGUGACCAGGGACAGCAUGUCAUGAAUGAGGAUGUGUGUCACAAGCAUGAGGGUGCGUGAGCAAGAACUCGGUGUGACACUACCCAUCAAAUGUGGGCUCAGCUCCCAGUACCCGCAGGGUCAAGGUGAGGCUCACUUCCACCUCCCCCACGCCUGGAGGCUGGAGCCAGGGGCUACUUCCGAACCGCACCAGCACCAGGCCCACCUUGGUCUCCUCCCGGGUGAGCCCACCCCGGCUCUACCUCAGGUCUGAGCUCUCCCUCUAGCUGGUAGGAGGGCCACCUGCAUCCUCCACCUGGCUCCAACUACUGCUUCAACAGGAAAACAGGGUUCUCGGCCACCCUUCUGGCCACCUUCUGUGUAGGCGUCAUCACAUGAGAUGCCCUCAGCUGAACUUGGCUCCCUGGCCAGGGGCCAGGGGCCAGGGGCCACCAACUUUCCUCCAGUCUCUGAUGCCCCUCCACGGAAGUCCCUCUGCCAACCUCACUGCCCAGCCCUGGCCUGCCCCCCAGCCCCGGCCUGCCCCCCAGCCCCCUGCCUAGGAUCAGGGACCAUAAGAUCCUAGCUUUUCAGCCCUGAGUCCAUCCCUCCUGCACCUUCUGGGCAGACAAAGGGAGUGUGCCUUGUCCAAGGGCACAUGGCAGCCAAGUUUCAGAGCUAAGCCUCCUCCCAGGGCUCUCUCCCAACAUCCUCCCAUGCAGGCGGCUAUGGGUGGGAGAGGGUUUGGGAAGCCCCCCACCCCGAGACUGCCCCUACCCUCUACGGCCCACCAGGGUAUGUAAAUAUCUUUUUUUUCUACCAUGUCAGAAAAUUUUUUCCUCACUCCUGACAAUGCAAAAAUGGUCUUCAAAGCACAUAAAAAGCACCCAGGGUGAGAAAGCCCCAUCCCAGGGGAAGCUGGCAGGGCCCAAGGAACCCCAGCAGGCAGGAUGCCAGGCGACCCCUGCCGGCCCCAAGGGAGGGGUCAGCCCAGCCCCCACCCCCUGCCCUGCCCUCCCUGUAGCCAGCACAGCUGUUGCGCGGAGCCACCAGCACUGAGCCCCCUCUCCCUCCUGCAAUAAUUCGGGGAACCUCAGCCCCGCCCAGGUGCCGCGGCCAGCUCUCUACACCUCUAUAUAUUAUAUUACUAUAUAGCCGAGCUGUUCUUCCUUCCUAUGGAAGUUGGAAACAUGGUCAGAACACGAUCCAGGGAGGACCCUGUCUCCUCCCAGCCCCACCCCACUCUCACCCAGUUCCUGGGCUCUGGAUUCUUACAGUUGGGGGGAUGCAGUGGGCGUGGCACUUGGGAAAGUGUGACCCCUGUCCCCACUGUGAGGUGCCCCUCAGGGUCCCAGGGAUCUGCCUCUCUGUGGUCUCCAUCCUGAAUCUUGAACUUGCCCACAAUGAGAAUAAAUUCUGCCUCAUCUUU
Vicugna pacos (alpaca) is the source of this 4976-nucleotide messenger RNA. The record is from RefSeq and is a predicted model, not a curated record. Lineage: Eukaryota; Metazoa; Chordata; Mammalia; Artiodactyla; Camelidae.